Molecule: messenger RNA, 663 nt
Organism: Jaculus jaculus (lesser Egyptian jerboa)
Lineage: Eukaryota; Metazoa; Chordata; Mammalia; Rodentia; Dipodidae
Gene: Eras
Product: ES cell expressed Ras
Biological process (GO): Ras protein signal transduction
Cellular component (GO): plasma membrane
Molecular function (GO): GTP binding; GTPase activity; GDP binding
Source: RefSeq, a predicted model, not a curated record
GGAUCCACAUUAGCCAGAUGCACAAGGGCACCAGAGGACAGCCAUGAGGCGUGGGCACACUGCAAGGAUGUUGGCUGGCCUGAGUACAAAUUGGUGAUAGUUGGUGCAAGUAGUGUAAGCAAGAGUGCACUAAUGAUCCAGGCGACUCACCAGCACUUUGUGAAAGAACAUGACCCCACCAUCCAGGAUUCCUACUGCAAGGAAUUGGCCUUGGACAAUGGAAGGUACAUUCUGAAUGUGCUGAACUUGGCUGGGCAGGAUAUUCAAACAGCCUUGUGUGACCAGUGCUUGGCACUGGGCAAUGGUAUGCUUGGUGUCUUUGCUCUCAGUGACCCCUCAUCUCUGAACCAGAUGCAGCAGAUGUGGGCCACCUGGUGCCCUCACCACAACCAGCCUCUGGUCCUGGCGAGUAACAAGUGUGAUCUGGUGUCCACCACUGGAGAUACUCAUGAUGUUCCGCAGUCUUCACCCAUAGGUGUUGGGAUCCCCUUCAUGAAGACCUCAACCAAGGCACAACAAGGUGUGGAAGAAGUUACUCUGCUCACCCAUGACAUUCAGAGUGCUCAGGUGGCCAUGACUGGGCCAGGUGAGCAGGACCAGCCCCAGCAGGCCAUGUGUAGCUGUGGGCUGUUCUGUGGCCUGAAAGUAUUGAUCAAGAAGUGA